AUGACACCGUGGUUAGCGCGACCGAUUCGUGACAUUGAUCAUUUUCUGUUGGACCAAACUACGGUGAUGUUGCCUAAAAUUUCUUUAGUUGUUUUAGUUACCGUGUGUAUUCUAUGCGUACAGACGCAGAAAUCGAAAGUUUCGACCGCGGGCAAGCCAACGAAGUUCAAAAUUCGCUUUACCAAAGCGGUCUGCAUUAAUCUGCCGUACGAGGUCGCUUGGAACGUCAGUUGUGGGUUAAAGUUGGUUCGAAAUCAACCGUCACAGAUGUACUUCUCGGUAACGGUAGACCAGAUCGAUCAGUUGUUUCUGACCUUUGCCAUGUACUACAAAUACCAGGUUACCUAUCAGCCACUGCUGAUGGAUACCACUUUCGACGUUUGCAGUUUUCUGCGGCGUUACAAUAAUCGCAAGCAUGGUGGAGCGAUUGGCGUGGAUCAGACGGCAAUGUUUGUCAUUGGCAUAAUAGAGAAAAAUCACCCAGAGUUGACGCGCAAUGGAUGUCCAUAUAGGGGUGUGAUAGAGCUAAAAAACUUCGUCAUAGAUGAAUCGAUGGCUCCGACGUUCAUUCCUGCCGGGGAUUAUCGGCUUGAUAUGCACUACUACAACGAAAAGAAUAAAACAGUCAUGUAUUCUCAGGUUUACGGUUCCGUGAGAGCUAUUGGGAUUGCUGACCUUUCAAUGGGAUAAAACUAAUCGGAUAAAUGUAUUUGUUACGCUAG
Wyeomyia smithii (pitcher-plant mosquito) is the source of this 722-nucleotide messenger RNA. RefSeq lists its product as uncharacterized. The coding region runs from base 1 to 690 and encodes 229 amino acids. NCBI's taxonomy places the organism in Eukaryota, Metazoa, Arthropoda, Insecta, Diptera, Culicidae. The record is from RefSeq and is a predicted model, not a curated record. The transcript is spliced from 3 exons.